This is a messenger RNA of Scomber japonicus (chub mackerel), 2131 nucleotides long. Its product is annotated as protein downstream neighbor of son homolog. Lineage: Eukaryota; Metazoa; Chordata; Actinopteri; Scombriformes; Scombridae. The transcript is spliced from 12 exons. The record is from RefSeq and is a predicted model, not a curated record. Gene Ontology annotation, cellular component: nucleus. Bases 101 to 1960 code for a protein of 619 amino acids. Gene Ontology annotation, biological process: nuclear DNA replication.
UUUGUAUAGUGCGGAAAACAUAACACCUGAGGCUCCAGCAGUGUUAUUGACUUUUUAUCGUUAAAUUUCAACUAGAUUUGAUUAACUAUAGCUCUUCAUUAUGUCUCAGCAGGCAGGUUAUUCACCCAGCUUCAAGCGUCCGGCUGAAAUCAUGCGAAUGAGGAGGAAAAGAGCCCGAAGCGACGCCGGAGUCUUCUCCAGCCCGAGCGGACAGAGCUCUACCAGCAGUCCCGCACAAAGCGACUCUACUCAGGUCCGACCUUUCUCCCCAGGUCCGCUUUUCAACAACCAGAACCGCUCCGGAGGAGGAGGGAAGAAACGCAGAAACCCCUUCGCAAGCAUUGAGAAUACAUACAGCCCGAAAAAGAAAUUACUCAUUUAUAAUGACGACGGACAAGCAGAAGCUGGGGACAGUUACAACACAGAGAAAACGACAGAAAAGGAGGGAGAGGAGGACAUGUCAGCGAAGAAAGAGAGUCAAGGAGUUUUACCUUUCAGUGCAAGAUUGAUUGAAGCAGAAAAACAGGAACGCCAAGGCAUCUCCAGCAAGAGGAGUCUCACUUUCUCUGAAGAUGACUCUCUGUUUGAAGAAGAAGAGGAAGAUGUAAAAAGUCCACUGCUGAAGAGCCCCCGAGCCAUUGCUCCUGUGUCCAUAGCUCCUCCCAUCUGCACUGAGUAUCCAGCAGACUGGAGCCUGAAGACUCGGCUCCUCUUCACCUCUCCUCUCUCACUGUCGUGGGCAGAGCAGCCCAAAGCUCAGGAGGAAGCUCUGGGUCUCAGUCAGCACUGCAGAGCUCAGUUUGGCACCUUGCCACUAAAUCUACAGGAUCCCAGAUCCUGCUCCGAGCUUCGUUGUGCCUUCCAGAGGAGUCUAGUCUACUGGCAACAUCCGUCCCUGCCCUGGAUCUCUCUGUUUCCCAGGAUCAACGCUGAGAGGAGCUUUGCAGGGAAGAGCACUCCCUGGGCACAAGACACCACACUGCAGCAGAGUCUCAUGAGUGAAUGGUCUGUCAGUCUGUCGUCUCUCUACAGUCUACUUAAAGCCAGACUGUGUCCAUACUUCUACGUCUGCUCCUAUCAGUUUACAGUGCUGUUCAAGGCAGCAGGUCUCGGCUCAAACAGCAUCGUUGCCUUGAUUUCUCCCACAACUAGAGGGCUCAGAGUGGCAAUGAAGGCUGAGGGGAUAGAGUUCAGUCUCCCUCUAGUGGAGGAGAGGAGGAAGAGCAGGGAGCAACAGAACCCGAUAGGGAAGCAGGGAGAGGAGGAGGAGGAGGAGGAGGAGAAAGAAGAGGGGUGCUCUGAGCUGAAGGAGGGUGAGGACUGUCAGGCAGGUGAUGAUGAAGACUUCUCCUGGCUGAAGGAGAUGGGAGUCCAGGACAAAAUCAAGAAGCCAGACAGCAUCACUAUACAACUUCGCAAGGAGGCUCACGCAGUGUCUAUGGACCAUAAACCUGAGUCUGUGGUGUGUGUGGAGGGAUCACACACUUUCACCCUCAUCAACUUCCUCAUCAACUGUAAGAGUCUGGUGGCAGCGGCUGGUUCCCAGGCCGGGUUACCUCCUACUCUGCUGGCUCCCAUCGCUUUCAGAGGAGCUACAAUGCAUACACUGAAGGCCCGCAGUGUGAAUGUAAAGAGCCAGGUUGGUUCUACCUACCAGAACAUCGGCAGUCUGGAGGUUGCAGGACCCAUCCUCCCCUCCUCUCUCCAUGACAUCACAAACCUCCUGCGGACUGCACAGAAAGGAAACUUUUCUGCCUCUCUUUACUCUCACACACCUACAACUGUCAUGAACAUACACAACAACAAGGACCAGCAACAGUGUACAGGUGGCUCAGUGGACCUGUCUGCUUGCGGUCUCCAUCCUGCCUCCAUCCAGCAGCUGCAGAAGCCUUCCAGCCUGGGAAAGACUGCUCUGACACACAUCACUAUGACCAACUCCAGCUACACCUGGAAGAACUGACAGAGGAAGAGUUAACUACAAAGUGUGUUUUACUGAGUGUGUGUUUUCUUUUACAAUGCCUUUAAAAACAGACCUGAUGGUACUUAUUUUGAAUCUCUUUAAAGCUGUGAUCUUUUACUGUUUGAAUUGAUUCCUUCUAGUUUAGAUAGCUUAUUUAAAAUGUGUUUUAAC